AUGACAUCGACCGAGAAGACCCCGGCUUCAUAUAUCGGCACAAAGCUCAGGGGGAUGGAUAACUAUCGUCCAUGGCUUCACCAGCUCAAACUUGAUCUUUCCGCCAGCGACCCCAAAUACUGGCCAAUUCUCAUGGGAGUCGACGAGUAUCCAACUGAGCCACAAUAUCAUCGCUACACCCACGAGCAGGCCAUUGCCACUAUUGCCUGUUCAGAGCACAUUCAAUGCGAACAAGUCACCAGCGAACAAGUAGAGAACUUGCUCGAACAAGCCACCCAGGAAAACAAGCUUCUUUCCUCCGAAUACAACGCCCGGGUUAGAGAAUGGGAGCAACUCAACUAUCAAGUCCGCUCGAGGUUUGGAUCGACUCUGGGGAUUGUCCCGGCCUCCCAUAUCAAAGGCGUAUUUGGCGCCCGCGCUGCCUUCCUGGUCAUCGAAUACCUUUAUGCAGAUCGCGUUGCUUGGAUGGGAACGUUCUAG
Molecule: messenger RNA, 480 nt
Organism: Penicillium paradoxum
Lineage: Eukaryota; Fungi; Ascomycota; Eurotiomycetes; Eurotiales; Aspergillaceae
Exons: 1
Coding region: 1-480 (159 amino acids)
Source: RefSeq, a predicted model, not a curated record